Cuscuta campestris is the source of this 2147-nucleotide messenger RNA. NCBI's taxonomy places the organism in Eukaryota, Viridiplantae, Streptophyta, Magnoliopsida, Solanales, Convolvulaceae. The record is from the annotation of a GenBank genome assembly.
GUCUUCUCAACUCAAUUGUGCGAAGAGUUGAGUCCGAUUAAAGGAGUCGAUUCCCACCCACAAAUCGAUCUCCAAUCCAGGGAGGGAGGCCGCCGUACUUGCGCCUUCCAAUCUACUGCACGCUCCGGCCACCCAACUGAUCCAAUUGUUAUGAUCAAAAUUGCAGUUGCUGCAACAGCUGCAGCCCUGGGAUUAGCUUAUCUAGCUCUAACAAAACCUCGCCCUCCCAACGUUUGUGGGUCACCAUGUGGUCUUCCAGUGACCUCACCAAGGGUUAAACUCCGCCAUGCAAAAUGUAGAGUGCUCUACUCAGCAGCUGCUGAGGAAACACCUUCCCUUCAUCGUGUUGCCAAUAGUAAUACUAAAACAAAGGAGAGCAGCGGGGAACCCUCCAAAUUCAUUUGUGCUAUCUGUUUUGAUGAAAAACCAAUGCCUGAUAGGUUUAAAUAUUCCGAGUGUAAUCACAUCUUUUGUGUACCCUGCAUGACCAAGUACGCCGCAACCCAGAUGCACCAAAACAUUCUAAAGAUCAUAUGCCCGAACCCAAAUUGCUCCUCGGAAUUGAAACCAAUACAUUUUCAGACGAGUUUGCCUCUCGAAGUUAUUGAUAGAUGGGAAACUGUAAGAUGUGAGUCUUUGAUUGCUGAGUCUCAGAAGACUUACUGCCCCUUUAAGGAUUGUUCGGUUUUGUUGGUGGAUGAUGGAGGAGAAGUUGUGACCAGUGCUGAGUGCCCAUCGUGUCAUCGGCUGUUUUGUGCACAAUGUCGGGUUCCAUGGCAUGGAAUGAUGACUUGUCAGGAAUACCAAAAUUCGAAGAGAAGUUGAAAAAAUGAAAGAGAAUUGGAUAGCAAGUUUUUCAAGUUGGCCGAGAAGGAAAGUUGGCAAAAAUGCCCCAUGUGCAAAUUUUUUGUGCAGAGACACAGUGGAUGUGAACACAUUAGAUGCAGGUGUGGUUGCGACUUCUGCUACCAUUGUGGGAAGAUUUGGAUAGUUGGACAUGUAUGCAAGAAGUGCCAUUCUGCUUGAAGCUUCAGGUAAACAUGAUUUUACGUAGGAAUUAUAUCGAUUUCGAUAUUAGAAGUAAGCAUCUGUCGGUGAAACUCACCAUGCUACAUAGGUAAACAAGUGAUCUGAGAUUUGAAUUUUUGGACGAUUUCAUUAAGAAGUUUAGUUGGACAUGUCUUUGUAAAUGAUGCCAAAGUAAGAGCCGCAAAAAUUCAGACUGUCUCGAAAUGAAGAUAGAUUGAAAGACUUAAACUAACUGAUAUUGGGAACCAAUCCAGACAAAUUGUUAUAUGAGAAGUCAACUGAAGCAUUUUUGCAAAUGAAGAUGAAAUGUUCCCACACAUGAUUCCGAGAAAGAUUUAGAUAGUUUAAGGACUCCAUACUUGUGAUUUUGGUAGGAAUUUCACUAGAUAAAUAAUUAUUUGAUAAAUCCAUUGCCUUCAGCUUCUUCCAAGACCCUUUUUCCUCCGGUAUAACUCCGGGGAAAUGGUUGCUGCUGAGAUUGAAGUGACCGAAAUACUUCAUCUAGUAGAUCUUAGCAGGAGUGUUCUGCCUGCUGGAAUAUGAAGUAUCUCACCCACCUCAAUCUCGCUGGCAACAAUUUUACUAGAGUAAUACCGUGGAAAAUAGGAUAUCUGAAGAGGCUAAAGGCAAUUGGUUUAUCAAAUAAUUAUUUAUCCGUUGAAAUUUCUACAGAGAUCACUAGUAUAGAGUCCUUAAACUAUCAAAAUCUUUUUCAAAAUUACCUAAGAGAGAGCAUUCCAACUUCAUUUGCCAAAAUGUUGAGUUUAACCUCAAUUGACUUUUCAUAUAACAAUUAGUCUAAAUUGGUUCUCAAUGUCGGCCAGUUGAAUUCUUUCAAUCUAUCUUCAUUUCGAGGCAAUCUAAAUCUCUGUGGCUCUUACUUCAACAUCAUUUGCAAAGACACGUUCAGCCAAACUAAUGUGAAAGAGGGAUUAUCAUUGUCAAAGAAACUUUAAAUUGUGGUUGGAUUUCUUACAAGGACCUCUGAGCGAGUGUUUCCCAGGUCAGUACCCUGAGAUGGUGUUUUCUAGAGUUUUUACCUUCAAGCUAGUGUUAUUUCUAGAGUAUAUCUCCAGGCUGGUGUUUUCUGGAGUUUACUCUCGAGGUGGUGUUACUUG